AUUGGAUUUAUUAUUAGUACUUGAUUGCAUUCGCAUGUGUAAACUGUAUUGUUCGUUUACUUGCAAUUAACAGUAUCACUCUUUUUGAGAUAUAUUUAAUAAAGGUCUUAUAUGGAAUGUUUUCGGAAAGGAAAAUAAAUGCCGACGACUGUUCAUAUACGGCUAAUAAUCAAAUAUUUGAUAAUGAUAGUGAAUAUAAUUAUAUAUUAUAUCCUAAAAGGGAACGUUUCAAACGAUCGAUUAUUGAAGAUAAUAACGAAGAUGAAGAAGAUAUGAGCCAUCAAUCGGAAGAAUGGAUUUGGAAAAUGACAAAUAAUUAUCCGAAGAUCUGGAAAUAUAGACAGAUUCGUGGAAUGAAAAAACAGUUAGAUAAAAAUUGUACAUUCUUAAUCGGUAAAGAAUACGGUCAGCCAGGCUACGGAGGGUACGGAGGUUAUCCCGUAUCUAUAUACGGACCAGGAUAUCGUGGUACGAAUUUAACACCAGGAUAUAGGGGAUAUCCGAUCGGUAAUCCUGGGGGUGUUAUUGGAGGUGGACAUACUGGAUAUGGAUAUUACGGGAACAGAUAUAAUCCUUAUUAUAAUUAUGGUGCUUUCGGUGGUUCCGGUGGUUACAGUGGAUAUGGGAGCAUUGGUGGAUAUGGUACCUUAGGAGUUGGAGGUUACGAUGAUCCUUAUCUUGGAUAUGGUAGUUAUAGUGGUUAUGGCCGUUACGAUGGUCAAGGACUCGAUGGAUAUGGAAAUUACGGUUCCGGUGGUUACGGUGGAACUUAUGGUUCUACGUAUGGGAUCAAAAACAAUUAUGAUCCUUAUGGUUACCGUAGUAGUAGUAGUAGUAACAGUUAUGGUAGUUAUGCCGGCUAUCCCUCCGGAUAUAGGGGUUAUUCCUAAAAGUUUAUGAAUUUGAUAUAUAUGUAUAAUGCUAAUGCAUAAAAUCAGUAGUCGUUCUUUUUUGUACGUACUUUGUAACAACGUAAUAAUAUUAAAAUACGGAAAGUGUUUAUUUUUCAAACUAAAUGAUGUUGUUUCGUAUAUUUGAAUAAUACUUAACAUACAUAAUUAAUACAUGAUUUGUAGUAAAUAUUAACAUGACAUUUAAAUAUGAAGUAGGGAAAACUUAAAGAAAUAAAUAUAACCAACGAGAACAUAAUAAUCAGUAAUUAGUUCAUUAUAUAAACUGUAAUAUAUUCGGACGUAAUAAAUUUGUUGAACCUAAUUGGAUAGUUUUUAUAAAAGUAUUUAAAAUUUUAAACGAAUCAAAUAUCUAUAUAAAUAUUGUUAAAAUAUAAUACAAUUUAUAUUAACUAAUCUCUUAUUUUUUCUAAUAUAUUAUAAAUAAUUGUUCACACACGUAUACAUGCAUAAUGAUUAAUGUUCAUUUAUCAAUAUUGGUAUUGCACAAUAUUUAUAAAUGCGUCUAAGGAAAUAAUCAAGCGCACUGAAAUUGUGUAUGUGGAAUUAUUUUUGUUUUUGCAUUUUCCUUGAAGAUCUGACAAAAUAGCACAUAAGGGAAUAAUAUAUUUACUUAAGUUUAGUAUUCAUUAAAUGGGUUUGUCGCAAUAUUCAAGAUGAAGAGUAAU
Molecule: messenger RNA, 1579 nt
Organism: Vespa velutina
Lineage: Eukaryota; Metazoa; Arthropoda; Insecta; Hymenoptera; Vespidae
Product: acanthoscurrin-2-like
Exons: 3
Coding region: 117-890 (257 amino acids)
Source: RefSeq, a predicted model, not a curated record